Bursaphelenchus okinawaensis is the source of this 1723-nucleotide messenger RNA. NCBI's taxonomy places the organism in Eukaryota, Metazoa, Nematoda, Chromadorea, Rhabditida, Aphelenchoididae. The record is from the annotation of a GenBank genome assembly.
AUGAUUUCAGGCCUGAUGGAGCCCUCUACCUCAACUUCUUUAGACCACACUCCCGACAAUGUGAUUUAUUCGAUAUUGCGCGAACUAGAACGGGCUGAUCUUCUCAAUUGCAAGUUGAUCUCACGCCGCUUCCAACGCUUCAUUAGUCGGAACGCUGCGUUUUUGGCACGGCCGUCUGUCAAUGAGUUAUUGUAAGUUGUGAUAGACUUUUUAAUACCUGAAUUUCUGUAUUGCAUCAAUUUUUGUUAACAAUCCAUCUAGAAACAAAAACAUGGUUCACCUUAAUAUCAUUAAAACUUUUAGUAUUCAAAUGAGAGAUGCCGAAAUAAAGUCAAAAAAGAAUGGCAAAGUCGAAAAGAGCUACAAAAGUCACUGCAUCCAGCUACGGAAAAGUCUGCACAAAAGUCGUCGAAGUCUGGACAUAAAAGCAAAAACUUUUAUUGACGGCCUAGAACGGACCCUCAAGUCGUAUACGAUAUCAAAUAGUAUCACAUUAGAUGGCAUUCAGAUCGAUGAUGACAUUAUCGACCAAUUCUUGAAGCCUACAACCGACUUGAAGCACGUUGACAGCGUAAGUUUCGUGUUAACGUGCUUCAAGAACGCUGAUUGGAUGUUGGGGAAGGUUUUGGAGAAGACCAGCUGUCGUUCCCUCAUCUUUGAGUUCUGCAGCAAUGUUCAGGAUGUUCUCACAGAUACGGUAAGUCUAAUCCUACAUUAAAAUCAGUUCAUUAAACAUUUAUCAUUCACAAAUAAAUUUUGUGGACUUUCUCGCGCAAAGUAGCUUGUCUUGCCUUUUCAAAACAACACCUAAUUCUCGAGAAUCUCGAGUUUUAUUACAGACCGAAGUGGGCGGCGAGAGCGUUUGAUCUCUAGGGUAAUAUCUUUUAUGACAUGUACAUCACAUAAAACUUGGGAAUAACUUGUUGAUUGGUCCCAGUUGCUCAAGUACUGUCAGAUGUCAUCAGACGCAAAAAAGAGAAUACUUUUAAAAAUUUUUUUAAAUUACAAAAUUUCAAAUUAUUUUAAAAAUUUAACUUUUAAAGAGCCUUAACAAUCUUUCGACAUCGUAUUUUAAAUAUUUCAGUUACUACGGGUAGCUCCAAACCUGGAAACGCUUUAUCUUCGAUUAGCAGAGCCAACAAGACUUACAAGCCUCACCAACUCAACUCUCGACCAUUGGAGCGACAACGAAAAAGUACCAAAAAUGAUAAAACUAGACAAUUCGUUUCCUAAGUUUACAAUCGACAGCAUCUUCAGACUCAUUCAAGUAAGACACCAUCCUAUAAAUUCUAUUUUUCAUGCUUGAAUCAUAAAAGGUUUACUAUCUUUAUCAAUCUUUACAUGCCUUUUAAGUGUUAAAAAACCAAAUAUCAAAUAUGUAAUCAGAAAUCUCUUUCAGAAGCUAAUAUCACAAAGCCAACAAUCUCCUACUACCGUCUCAAUCGACUGGUCGUUUGGUUGUAUUGAAGUAUCCCCAUCAGAUCUCCUUCCAUACCUACAACAAGCAACUACAAACCCAACAGGCUACAAAACCAGGUUACGGCCAUUACAACAAAAUUACUAUAGGAUAUUCGUGGAUAUAGACGCUAAAACGAGUACUACGACACCUUCGACGCCCUUGGCCGAGCUGGAAAGACUGGCCAAGUUCGGGUCAUCGACCAAAUUAGAAGAUACUUGUUCUAUCACAUUUGACGUUGUUAUAAAGCCGAGUACUUACUUGUAA